CCACUCCCCUCUUUAGCUAUUGAUAUCCCCCUGCAUGAUUCUCCAAGACGAUGUAGACCAGAUCAUGGCAAAGAGCCACAGCUUUCUAGACAUGACUGCGCUCGUUUAGAACAUCCGCUGCCUGCACGAUACAUGGACAGCGCAUUGAGAGAGUAGAAGUGAGUGAAAUAAAAGGCUAUAUAAUUUAUCUAAUUCUGGGAAAGAACCCUGCGCAUAUAACACAUUUCCAUGCGCUCGUGUGAAAGGUAAACAGGGGAGUCGUAUAUUAUAUCUGUAUUUGGAGAAAAAAUGAACUAAUAAUGGUCAAAAAACGAACAGAUGACAUGACAGACAACUUCAAGAACGAGAUGAGAGUGAAAAGGCUGAUGGUUGCAUUCCGUUACCCCAAAGACGCACUGAAGAACGUCAGAGAAUGAAAAGAGGUCCAGAAUACAGCCACACAGAUUGACAAACUCAACAGGUUGACCACUGAAAGUCAAGAUGGCCCACCUUUUCCUAGCCAGCAAAAUCUCUAUUCCAGAAGACCCCAUCAGCAAAAACGCACCGAAAGUCCCCAAAAGCACCAUGAAAAUGCCCACAUCAACCUCUGAGAAAGUCACGACAGAGAAAUCCAACAACAACAACAACAACAACAACAAGAAGGACCGUAGCGUUGUUGUGACGACCGUCCCGUUAAUCAACGAGGUGCAGUUGACAGCGGCCACCGGCGGGGCGGAGAUGUCGUGCUACCGGUGCACCGUGCCGUUUGGCGUGGUGGUCCUUAUCGCCGGUAUUGUGGUAACAGCCGUGGCGUACACGUUCAACUCCCACGGCUCCACCAUCUCGGUGCUGGGGCUGGUUCUGCUGUCGGCCGGGCUGGCCCUCCUGGGGUCCAGUGCUGUCUGCUGGAGGGUCCGGCUGGGGAGGAAGAAGGACUGGAGGAGGGAGAGUCAGACGGCCCUCAUGGCCAACCAUGGACUCUGCGUGGUCUGAGUUCUGAGGGAAGAGAGGGACUGUUAAAUGGAAGUUUGAACAAUUUGAAGUCAAGGUGCCUGUGUGGCCUGAGGGGAAGACUUGGACAGUUGGACUGUUAAAUUGAACAAUUUGAAGUUUGAACAAAAAGGUAUCGAAUGACAAGAGACUGGAGAGAGAUGAGGGAUGUCUGAGGUGUUUGGGUAUGAAGGACUCACACAUUGUCAAAAACAAAUGCUUAGCUGAAGGACUAGAAUUGGCUAGACAAUCUAGCUGUUUUGUAGGUGAGAUCCUAUCUGGAAGGACUAGAAUUGGCUAGACAAUCUAGCUGUUUUGUAGGUGAGAUCCUAUCUGGAAGGACUAGAAUUGGCUAGACAAUCUAGCUGUUUUGUAGGUGAGAUCCUAUCUGG
Coregonus clupeaformis (lake whitefish) is the source of this 1361-nucleotide messenger RNA. Its product is annotated as transmembrane protein 100. Bases 481 to 972 code for a protein of 163 amino acids. The transcript has 2 exons. Lineage: Eukaryota; Metazoa; Chordata; Actinopteri; Salmoniformes; Salmonidae. The record is from RefSeq and is a predicted model, not a curated record. Gene Ontology annotation, biological process: cellular response to BMP stimulus.